AUGUCUGAUUCUGGAAGAGAAGAAACUCCAUCAUUAAUUGGUGGAAGUGUCAUAUCAGGUCAAGAUCAAGAAUCCACACCAAUCUCAUCAUCAAGAUCCCCAUCAAAAUCUAAUGUUAAGAAGGAAAACUCUCAUAACAAGGACUAUACUUCUGUUAGUGAGUUAAAUGAUGAAGGGGUAUUGCUUCAAGACGAUAAAGAGUAUGACGAUCUGCUUGAUGAAACUGGAAAAUUGAAACCUUCCGUAUCACAGACCUCUACACCAACUACUGAAAAGCCAAAGAAGAAGACUAAAGCAAAACGUAAACCUCCUGCUGCUGAACCAAAAGAGUCUACUGGUGAAAGACCUCAAGAUGCUGAAAUUUCCUUAGAAGAUUUAAUUGACUCCCAAAUUGCAUCAAUUUCAGAAUUAUCAAUUGAUUUUCAAAAAAGAAUUAGUGAUAAGAAAUCAAAACCAAGAGCUUUAAAUUCCUCAAGAUCGAGAUCAAAUAAAAGGAACUCAAAAGUUCCUGAAUCAGUUAUUGAAAAUGAUUCAUUGCAUCAAGUUCCAGCAGGUGCUCCAGAAGGUUCAGAUUCACCAUUGAUUCAAUCAAGAUCAACUUCAACUGCUCCUAAAGAAAAGAAAAAAUCUACCAAAACUUCAGCAGAAAGACCAAAUCUUGCCGGAGGUGAAUCAUAUAAAGGUAUUAGUUCAGAAUAUAGACCUGGUAGAAAAGCAGCUCGUGAUGAUAAAGAAGAUGUCUCCUCACCAUUAGCUCAUACUUCUGAAGAUUAUUUACGCUCAGUUUCAACAUCAAGAUCAAGAGUUGCAGAUCAUCAACCAGAUAACAAUGAAUUAUAUGAUGAGGGUGCCUUACUUCAUGAUCCUGAACAUAAACAUGAAUUAGAUGUUGCUCGUGAUGAUGCCAUUGAUAAACUUACUGAGAAGCCAACGAAGGCCACAGCUGUCACUGAUGUCACUAAAGAUGAUGUUCAAGAACAAAAGGAAGAACCUAAAUUACCAGUCAGUAAAGAUAAAAAGAAUGUUGAUGAUGCUAAAGAGAGGUUAAGAAAACUUUCACAAAAUAUGCAAAAUAAAUCUAGAAAAUCAAGUGGUAAAGGUCCUGUAUCUGGUUCAAGUGAAGGUUCUAAGAAAGCAACUGAACCUGUGCAAGAUCCAAAAUCUACUGAAUCAAAUAAGAAACCAACAGAUUCUGUUGAAGAUGUCGAACCAGAAAUUAAAUCUAUUGUCAAAGAUGAAAAAGUUGAUGCUGAUGCUGAUGAAGAUUAUGAUUUUGAUGAUUCUGUCGUUAUUGUUGAUGAAAGAACUAUCCCUAGUCAAAAGUCACUUGAAGAUUUGUCCAAAACAUCUGCAAAGCCAAAAUCGAAAUCAAAAUCAAAAGCUAAAUCUAAAUCUAAUUCUAAAUCUGAAAAUGCUGAACCUAAAGAUAGUCAUAAAACUAGUACCGCAGAAGCAGAAAGUGAUAAAGAAGUUAAACAAAGUGUUGAAGCUAAAGAUACUAUCGAUGAGACUGCUGAAAAGGAUAUCAAAGUAGAAGAGCCAGUCGUUUCAAAAGAUGAGGAUUUAUUAGAAGCGAAAACUGAACCUGAACAAUCAAGUAAUGAAAGUGUUACUGAUCCAGCAAUUGUUCCAGAGAUUGAGGAUUUGAAAAUAGAAGAUGUCAAAUCCAAAGAUCACAAAGCUACUUCAGACUUUGAAAAGGAUGAUGAAUCAAAAGUUUCUAAAGAUCUAAAUACCGAAAAGCAUCAAAAAGAUACCAAACCAGUUGAGGUUGAAGAAAAGGAUUUGGCCAGUGAAAAAUCAACAACUGAGAAAGAACCAUCUUCUGAUGUUGAUUCCACCUCAAAGGCAUCAGCUAGUACUGAAAAACAAGAAUUAACCAACGAAUCACCUGUUGAAAAGAAAACAUCUGAAUCUGAAUCAUCUCCAUCAUCUAAAGAUGUGAAGAAAGAAGAUUCAAAAUCCAAAACUGAAGAAUCAAAGACGGUUGAAACACAAACUGGUGAUGAAACUGAAGUUCCUAAAGAUGUUGCUACUGUUGCCGAUGUCAAACCUGUUGAAAAACACUCUGAUGUAUCUCAAAACGAUAAAGACUCUGAACCAUCUGAGUUAAUCAAGAAUGAUGUUGUUGAAAAAGAAGCUGAAGAAGCCAAAAAGGAUGAUGUCAAAGCCGCUGAUAUUAAAACUCCAGAAUCUAUUGAUAAUGAAACAACUUUAGAUCAACAGCUAGAAACUGUUGAAGCUUUGGAUGCAAACAUUAAUAAGACUGCUAAAGCUGAAGAUGCUGAAGGGUUGAAAGCUACAAAAGAGAUCGAAGAUAAUGAUGGCUCAGAUGAGGCUCAAGGUCCUAGUGUGACAGAAUCUGUAAAAGAAGAAGCUACUAAAGGUGGUGAUAAUGAAACCAUUGAAACUGCUUCUGCUGAAAAGUCAUUAUCAAAAGAUGACAGUGAAUCAGUGAAAGAUGAUCCAGAAGUCAAAUCCAAAGUUGAAUCAGAAUCAGAAACUUUGUCGAAGGAUGCUCCAGGUAAAAUUCAAAAAGAAUCUACUGCUAAAGAGGAAAUUGAACAAGAGCUCAAAGAUAUUACCAAAGAUACCAAAGCAACUCUUCCAGAUGUCUCUACUUCAAAAGAAGCUGAUUCAGAAGAUACAAAUCUUACUGGCGACACUGAUAAUACUGGUGUUUCAUCUAAAGAAAAAGCUUUAAAGGAUUCAAAUACAACAUUAGAAAUCAAGGAUAAAAAAACUGAAAAGAAUGAUAAUAAGGAUGAAGAAAAGGAUGAAGUUGAAGAUAAUGCUCCUAAAUCUGAAACCACAAAGGAAUCAGAUGAUAACAAACCUGCUGACGAAGUUCAUGAUGAUGACGACGAUAAAGCUGAUGAAUCUCAUGAAGCUGAUGUAUCAGCUAUUGAAAGUAUUUCAAGAGGUGUCAAAGAUUUAAAUCUAGAACCAAAAUUUAAAGAAACUGAAGAUGAUAUCAAAGUUAAGGAUCAAAAAUCUGAACCAGAAUCUUUGAAUGUUACAGCUGAAGAGAAUUCCGAAUCAAUAAAAGAACCUGAGGUUCCAAAAGUUGCUGAUCCAGCUUCUGAAGCUGAAAGAUUAAUCAAAGAACUUGAAGAUGCUAUUGAAGGUGAUAUUUCUACCGACUCUAUUAUCAAAGAUGAACCAGAAUCUUCAACUAAUGUGGAAAAAGAUGUUGAAAAAGUAUCUAAAGAUAUUAUUCCAGAAUCUAAACAAGAAUCUGAUGUCAAGGCUAAAGAUCUUGGUCAUAUUAUUGAAAAUGAUAAAGCUACAUCUGAAGUUAAUGUUAUCCAAGAUGAUCCCCCAAAAGAAGUUAAACCAGAUACCCCAAUAACAAAAGAAGUUGAACCUGAAACUCCAAAAAUUGAAACCAAACCAGAAGUUCCUUCUGAUGAUAUUGAUAUUGACCAUGAACCAACAAAAGAAGAAAUCAUGGAAUUAUUAAAAGAUGAACCUGUAUAUUUAUACACUUCAUUAGCCGGUGGUGGGUUCCAUAUGCCACAUAGAACAAAUAGAUUAGCCACAAUCCUUACAGGUAAUCAAAUACCAUUCACAUAUAGAGAUUUAGGUACAGAUGAAGAAGCCAGAAAUGUUUGGCGUCGUUAUAGUAGAGGUCGUUUAUUACCUGCUGUUGUUAGAGGUAAAGAUGAUAUUAUUGGGAAUUUCCAAGAGAUUGAUGAAGCAAAUGAGGAAUAUAGAGUUAGAGAACUUAUUUAUGAAACAUUAUAG
Hansenula ciferrii is the source of this 3747-nucleotide messenger RNA. RefSeq names its product Aip5p (gene AIP5). The transcript has a single exon. NCBI's taxonomy places the organism in Eukaryota, Fungi, Ascomycota, Saccharomycetes, Phaffomycetales, Wickerhamomycetaceae. The record is from RefSeq and is a predicted model, not a curated record. The coding region runs from base 1 to 3747 and encodes 1248 amino acids.